Messenger RNA from Engraulis encrasicolus (European anchovy), 2562 nucleotides. It is a transcript of the gene crispld1b, whose product is annotated as cysteine-rich secretory protein LCCL domain containing 1b. Lineage: Eukaryota; Metazoa; Chordata; Actinopteri; Clupeiformes; Engraulidae. The coding region runs from base 294 to 1814 and encodes 506 amino acids. The record is from RefSeq and is a predicted model, not a curated record. The transcript is spliced from 15 exons. Gene Ontology annotation, cellular component: extracellular region.
ACCGGUGAGGCCGGGAGGCACCAGACACGGGCGUCUAGCAUUUUUUUUUUUGUAUUAUUAUUAUUUUAUUGUAAAGCAUUCCUGUGCGUCAUCGGUUCACUUCAAAUGCAUUGUUUCCGGCUAUCACCUUUGAAUUCGUUACAGUUUGUUCUUCAUAUCAUCAUUGACAUCAAGGAGACUUUUUGUGUGGAAUUGGCACAUCUGAGGCAUUUAAGGCUAAAUCUAGAGGAAGAGAGGGUCGUCAAAAGACUUUCAACUGGAGACCCCCAGACCCUGCCUGCAGUCUGCCAGUCAUGACGCUCGCCCUGCAGGAUUCGCUGAAGGCUGUUGCAUUGCUGCUGAUUGUGCAAACAGUGGUUUCCAUGGUGAUCCCAAACGCCACGCACUUGGAGGCUCUGCUGGAAAAGUACCUGGACAUGAACGAGAGCUCGUGGAGAGCCAACCCAAGAGGCAAGAGGGCCAUUUCACAGGGUGACAUGCAGCUGAUCUUGGACCUCCACAACAAACUAAGGGGCCAGGUUCACCCACCAGCCUCCAAUAUGGAGUAUAUGGUCUGGGACACAGAGCUGGAGAGGAGUGCAGAGGACUGGGCCAAUACAUGUCUGUGGGAACAUGGACCAUCCCACCUGCUGACACAGAUUGGCCAGAACCUGGGAGCCCACUGGGGCAGGGACAGGCCUCCGACAUUUCAUGUCCAGGCGUGGUACGAUGAGGUUCGGGACUACAGUUACCCCUAUGUGCAGGAGUGCAACCCCCACUGCCCCUACCGGUGUUCUGGGCCUGUCUGCACGCAUUACACACAGCUGGUCUGGGCGACGAGCAAUCGCAUUGGCUGUGCCAUUAAUGUCUGCUACAACAUGAACGUGUGGGGCAUGAUUUGGGCAAAGGCUGUCUAUCUUGUGUGCAACUACUCCCCACCGGGUAAUUGGUGGGGACAUGCUCCAUACAAGUAUGGCAGUCCCUGCUCUGCCUGCCCAGCCAGCUAUGGAGGAGGCUGCCGAAACAACCUCUGCUACAAAGAUGAUGGCAUGGACAGGCACUACCCGCCUGAGACAGAGGAGACAAACUACAUAGAGCCAGAAGCUCCACGGGCACAGGAGCCUCGACCACGGGCGCAGUCGCCAACGCCAUCUCCCAAUGAGAACGUAGAGAGGAACGAGGUCAUCAACACUGAGCAGAUGUCUCAGCAACUCUCAUGCGAUACGAAGCUAAGGGACCAGUGUAAAGGAACUACUUGCAAUAGAUAUGAGUGUCCUCCUGGAUGUCAGUAUACCAGCGGGAAGGUCAUUGGAUCAACGUAUUAUGAUAUGCAAUCCAGUGUGUGUGGAGCGGGUAUACAUGGUGGCAUAAUAGAUGACGAUGGGGGCUGGCUGGACAUCACAAGACAGGGCAGGAAGGAAUACUUCACAAAGUCAUAUCAAAAUGGCAUCCAGACCCAUGGGAAAAAUCAGAGUGCCAAUGCCUUCACCGUAUCAAAAGUGCCAGUGAAAGCAGUGACAUGUGACACCACGGUGGCACAGUUUUGCCCAUUCAAAAAGCCUGUCAGACAUUGCCCAAGGUUAUACUGCCCCCGCAACUGCCUCGUUGACAGCUACGCAAGAGUCAUAGGAACCCGUUAUUACUCAGAUAAAUCCAGCGUAUGUCGAGCUGCCGUCCACGCUGGAGUCAUCCAGAACCAUUCGGGAGGGUACCUGGACGUGAUGCCCGUGGAGAGGAGAAGAGGGUACAGGGGGACCUACCAGAACGGGAUCAGUUCAGAGAGCCUAAGGAAUCCCACAGGAGGAAAAGCUUUCAGAGUGUUUGCGGUCAUCUGAAGCCCAGCUCCAAGGACAUGCAGUGAAAUAGAGCACUUGGUUACAACCAGACAGUAAUUACUCUGCGUUUGGUUUUUUGACUCACACACCGAGCUGUGCUUGAGGCCCAGCGCUGUCACGACAGGUCUUCACAGUGGGGGGAAAAAAAGGAGCUGGCCUUGGUCCUCUCAAGCAAGUGAAAUAUGGGGGGGUCUUAACCUGUAUCAACAAGCUAUUUUGUGUAACUGUACAUUUGGUGUAUAUACAAUUUUUACUCUGUAAAUAUAGUAUACCUUUAUUUGUUGCUGUGCAUAUCUUUUUAUGGAUAGGGUAUGUAGUGAUAAUAAUUUGGUCAUCUUAACACAAGCACAUAAGGAUCUUAAUCUUAAUCACAAUGAUGAUAAGGGAAUAGUCUCUUGAGCCUGCACACCCGAUACACUUGAUAAAAAUAAUACACUUCUUUGUCGAUACUCUCACAGCUCAAGACAAACUCUACAACAUAUGGUUAUAUUUUUAUAUGUUUAUUUUUAUAUGUACCUAAAUGUCAAAAUGCUGCUGGUGAAUAUGUUGUAUUUCAUAGUUUCUUUUUUACUUAAUUUUUUGUUCAGAAUUUGAUACUAUAAGAUCCUGGCAGGCCAGGAAAUGGUGGAAUGUUCCAGGUUCCAUUUCUCUAAGGAAUGCUCCACAGGUGAAUAGAAAUGCAUGAGAGAGAAUAAAACAUUCCAAAAAAUGUGCUAUUUAUUAUUACAGACCAAUGAAUAAAGUGUAU